Messenger RNA from Lodderomyces orthopsilosis Co 90-125, 2499 nucleotides. RefSeq lists its product as uncharacterized. Lineage: Eukaryota; Fungi; Ascomycota; Pichiomycetes; Serinales; Debaryomycetaceae. The record is from RefSeq and is a predicted model, not a curated record. The transcript has a single exon. The coding region runs from base 1 to 2499 and encodes 832 amino acids.
AUGGAACCUGCAUCAACCAUAUCAUUAAACUUCAACUAUGAUAACCAAUCCGAUCAUUCGUUAUUCAAGUUAUGGAAACUAACCAACGAUUUACUGUAUGUAAAAUGCACCAAUAUAUCAACAACUGAAAGACUCAAUAAUAGAUCUUGGAGACUACUUAAUCAACGUGUAUUGAGACUCUGCCGACAUAAUAGAACCCAGGGCGCCACCAACCAAAACACAUGUAAUUCAAGGAUGAAUGACGAAUUAAAUGACUUGUUUAAGGAGAACUUGAAAGAUUUGAAGCCAAAAACAUCCCAAUUUUUGACGGAAAGACCAACAUUGUUCAGUCAUUCAUCGAAUUUUAGUCUACAAACCAGAAAACGGAGCACACAGACGAGUUUGGAGUCGUUUUCAUUGGAAAAACAGUUCAGUUCUUUAGGUGAAGGUCAUGUUCAUCGGGAUGAGCAUUUAGCCGAAUCGGAUAUGUCAGACAUUUCAGAAAUAUCUGAUGAUUAUGAGGAGGAGGAGGAGGGGGAGGGCGAAGAGGAAGAGAAGGAAGAUUUGUCAAAACACGAAGAAGAAGAGUUUGCUUUGAGUGGUGAAAAUGCUGAAGAGCCAAGCAUCACCAAAACUGCUUCAAGUCCGAGAUACAUCGUGGAUACUUUCGAGAACGCAUCCACACGACCAAAAUUAGCAUCACUGAUUCAUUCUGAUAGAAUAUCACCACAAAAUAUUCAUCGUAACCAAAGUGAUACUUUUUACUUGGGAAGCUCUUCAUCUAGUUCUAAUCAUCAUGACCAAUCUAUCAAAACUCAUUCAACUGCAUUAAAUCCAAAAUCAUCACCAUUACGUCAAGUGACGGCAGAAAAAGUUUGUCCGGAAAAAAAGGAUUCCUCAACACUGGCACCACAUAGUAAGUCUGAGGAGUCUCAAGUUCCAAUUCAACAACCCCAAGUACAGCGACAGAAUUCGUUGUUCAAUAAUUUUAACUUCAAAGACAACUCUUCAGAAAUUCUAAAUGGGUCUAGAAAGACGUCAAAUAAUACCAUUGAUGAAAUUGAUCUACGUCAUAAUAAUGGCUGCUGUUCUUCGACUGACGUCUCGGAAGAUGAAGUUCUGGAUGAUGAUGAAGAAGAAGAAGAGGAGGGGGGCGAGGAAGCGGGCAUCAGAAACGAAGAGAAGGAGAAUGACCAUACAAUAACACAACCAGACCCUUCCUCGCAUGACAUGAGCGUGGAUCUUAAUACUACAAGAAAAAACUCUACUGCCACUUCUGCCAGAGAUGACAAUGAUAGUGAAUGGGUCUCGGUAUAUUCUAGCUCGAUUAAUUCUACUGCAGCUUCUUCGAAAAGUGUACCAAAGCAUCAAUCCUUAAAUUUUGCCAAGAUUGAACCUCCGUCUUCUGUAUUAUCCAAUGAAACUAUAUCAUCAAUGGAUAACAAGAGAAGAAAUUCAAAUUCAACUCCAAUACUAAAUAAACCCAAGUCUUUAUUGUCAGGAUUGUUUCUUAAUGAGAUGGCUCAUUCACAAUCUUCUACACCGGCUCCAGUGACCGAGAAACCAAAAUUGCUAAGGUCAACAACUACUGGUGUAAUGACCAUUGACGAAGAGAAUAAACGGCCAUCCCUAAUUUUCACACGCAAAUUCCCUUCAUUUAGUGAUAUUCCUCGUAUUGGUAAACGGGUACAAUCUCCAGCAUCAAUGGCAACUAAUAGGACUAACUCAUCAUCUUCAGCUUCAGAAAGUAUAGUAGCUAUUGAUGUCGACAAUAGCCUUGACAGCAGCAACACUCCCCUCAAGAAACAGGGUAGUAGCGUUGGAAUCUCCGACAUAAAUGUAUCAAAAGUUCCCACCGCCAAAACAGCUGCCGAAGAAGAGCACGAAUUACUAUCUCAUAGUUUGAACAAGUUGUCCAGAUCUGUGUCGCACCAUUCCUUGAUGAACAUUUUAUCAAAAUCGUCCAUCAAUUUAAGUCGGAUAUACAUCAAUUCCAUGACAAAAUUGAAACCCGAAAGUAAUAAUAAUCGAAACUAUAGUGGUAAUUUGAGAUCAUAUGAUACUUCACAAUCAAAGGGAAAAAUUGAUGUCGACAAGGGAAAUAGACCAACUUCACCUAUAAAUCAACAAAAGCCAUCUGCUAUUGAAUCCACCCGCAAACAGUCACCUAGUUCAUUAACCUCCGCAUCGUCAAUCCUUGUAAACUCGUCCAAGUCAUUAGCUACACCUCCACCAUCAGCUCCCCCAGUGCCUGAAAUAACCACAACCGAUACCUCAAUAGACAACAGCAAGAAGGAUAAUCCCGCCACCAAAGUAGCAUCAAUCAAAGCAAUGACAGAUGAAGAAAAGGGGUUGAUGGAGAAUGAAGAGCUUAGUUCGUCACUACGUGAAGCAUUAUUAAUUGAUCACAAAUUGGGCAGAGUUGCUAUGCCUGAUGGAGUGAUGAUUAGAAAAUCUGUUGUUGGUGGUGACCUGAGUGAUGAUGCCGUAUUUGAUGAUUAUCAUGCAAAAGGGUGGUAG